AUGACCACAUACGCAAGUUUCCAGCAAUACGAUCUUCUGGACUCGGAGGGUUACGGAUCGGCGAGUAGCCCGGAGUCGAAUCCGCGAAGUUGGACCCACCAAGAAAUCUACCCUCAACCACCGAGAUCCAGGGGUAGCAGCUGCGGCAGCGUGAGCUCGUUGGACUGUCAAAAUCGCGAGUACCAAGAGAUCGGUGUGGCGAACGGUGGCUUCCACGUGACUACGGCGACUGGCUUCAACUUCACCGAGUUCUACGAGGGCUACUACCAACAGGGUUGCCGGAACGAGCAACACGAGAUGGGCCACUCGAACAGCGUGAGGAUGACGAAGGAGCCGGCGAGGCCCCACUCGUUCAGGAUGAAUCCCGAGUGCGCGGAGAACGUUUACGACGGCGAGAACGCGGCGACGACGAAACAAAAUCCGGACGUCGUCGGCCCGCCAACGAAAAUGGAGCAGCAACAUGAGGCGAGCAACGUGUUCGGCGGCGGCAGGUGCGAGUUCGGCCAGAGUCUUCAGGAGAGUUUCUUCGCGGCGAAGAGUUAUGGUAUCCCGAAAGGCGAUGGUUUUUUGCCUAGGAAUAACGGCAAUCUGCCGCCUUACGGGCAAAGGGGCGACAUCCUUUAUUUGGGCGCCGCGUACACCGCGCCGAGAAACGAGAGCUACGCGGCGGCGGCGGCGGCGGCAGCGGCAACAGGCCAGCACGGCGGCAAGUGCGAGCCAUCCAGGUAUCACCAGAAAAACGUGGACGCGGUGCACGUCCCGACGUCGAUCGAGUACCCGGGCCAAAAGACAAAGGAGGGCAUGCAGAAGAUGAAGAACGGCACGCCGGGCAUCGAGGUGUUGAGAAAGAGACGGCUGGCGGCGAACGCGCGCGAGAGACGAAGGAUGAACAGCCUGAACGACGCGUUCGACAGGCUGCGCGACGUUGUCCCCAGCCUCGGCAACGACAGGAAACUAAGUAAAUUCGAGACCCUUCAAAUGGCGCAGACCUACAUUGCCGCGCUGUACGAGCUGUUGCAGAGGGAGUGA
Messenger RNA from Heterotrigona itama, 1029 nucleotides. Lineage: Eukaryota; Metazoa; Arthropoda; Insecta; Hymenoptera; Apidae. The record is from the annotation of a GenBank genome assembly.